Molecule: messenger RNA, 1107 nt
Organism: Papilio machaon (common yellow swallowtail)
Lineage: Eukaryota; Metazoa; Arthropoda; Insecta; Lepidoptera; Papilionidae
Product: zwei Ig domain protein zig-8
Exons: 8
Coding region: 192-1034 (280 amino acids)
Biological process (GO): synapse organization
Cellular component (GO): neuron projection membrane
Source: RefSeq, a predicted model, not a curated record
CUCGAACUGAGCGGACGUUUUUCUUGUGAGCGUCGCGCUGUACUAAUACAUCGAUUUUUAGUCGCGUCAGUGUGUGUGCGUGUUAUUUGUGUGAGUGUAGUGAUAGUGUUUAAAGACAAUCUGUUUUAUGAUGGUUUAAAGGGUGCAACCGGGCGGUAAAGGGAUGUUAUCGGUCCCGUGAUUCAGCGAUCAUGGCUCUGCUCUUCGGGGCGAUAGGGGUGCUUGCCCUAGUGAGUCGCACAGGUUGUACCGGCAAUCCGAAUGUGGUGGGCACAAACGGCGUGUCCGAAGACUAUCCCGACAUGGACUUAGGCAUGGCGCAUCGUGGACCACACUUCGACGUCGCAUAUUCUAGAAACGUGACUGCUUUAGUUGGCAAGACUGCGCAGUUAAAUUGCAGGGUCCAUGACCUUGGGAACAGAACGGUGUCAUGGAUCAGACAUCGCGACAUCCAUCUCCUCACGUCUGGCAGAAUGACGUACACCUCGGAUCAGAGGUUCAUUAGUGUCCACAAUCCUCAUACCGAAGAUUGGAUACUAAAAAUAAGGUUCCCGCAGCGGCGCGACUCCGGCGUCUACGAGUGCCAAGUGGGAACCACGCCGCCCAUCGGACAUCGCAUGUACCUCUCCGUUGUUGAACCAUUGACCACGAUACUGGGUGGACCAGAACUGUUCAUCAACAUGGGGAGCACCAUCAACCUGACUUGCGUGGUGCAACACUCGCCAGAGCCCCCACCUGCGAUACGGUGGACGCACCAUGACGAGGAGAUAAACUACGACUCGCCACGCGGAGGCGUAUCAGUAAUCACGGAGAAGGGGGAGACGACGACGUCACACCUGCUGGUGCAGAAGGCCAAAGCGCCGGACUCAGGUCGCUAUACAUGCGCCCCCGCAAACGCCAACCCUAGAUCUGUUAUCGUCCAUGUAUUAAGUGGAGAACAUCCUGCUGCGAUGCAGCACGGCGGUCAACUCCGUCUGCAGUAUCCCAUCUCAGCUGUGCUCCUGAGCGUCAUAGUCACAUUAACAGGUUGUUAGUAUAAGGGUGAUGUCAUUGUAUUCUAUUAGACACAAAGUGGACAUUAAAAGAUAGUUAACAUCAUACUUAAGU